This is a messenger RNA of Rubroshorea leprosula, 1590 nucleotides long. NCBI's taxonomy places the organism in Eukaryota, Viridiplantae, Streptophyta, Magnoliopsida, Malvales, Dipterocarpaceae. The record is from the annotation of a GenBank genome assembly.
AUAAAUCAUCACGGUUCUUCAGAAAACAAAGGAAAUUUCUUAUAAAAUUUGUGAAAAAAAAAAAAAAACCUUUAUCCUAACCUUGUGGAAGGAAUAUUCUUUAAAAUUUUUGUGAGGAGAAUUUCUGUAGAGCUCUGCUGAUUUGGGAGGAAAUUGCCAUCCGCUUGAUUGUUUUCAUUUUCGAGAUUAAUUUUAAAUCCCUGCAAAACCCUUUUCUUAAUUUUCAAUAUUAAUUCUAAUCCACUUGUUUGGCUGUUUGUAGCCUUAAUUUUCUUUCUCCGAGUUACGUAAGGAGGUUAUAAGAAUUGAUUUGGUCGAGAAUAAGAAUUUGGGUGAUUCUAGGAAAGCAUGUUUCUAGAAUCUCAAAAGGAGCUGUCUCUGGAGAGAUGCAUCAUAUUUAUCAGGUAGCGCUACAGGAGAGUUCGACAGCGGCCACUGAGCAAAUGGGCAGCGGAGACCCGGCCCUCGGCUGGGCACGUUCCAGACUGCGGAGGUUGCGGCCAGGGCCUACCACAGAGCAGCCAUUGAGUUCCGUGGAGAUAACGCAGAGUUCAAUUUCCCAUCAUCAGAGUACGUACAGAGGCAGAGCAGAGAAGAUGAACAAGAACAGAGGCAAAUGCAAGUGGGAAAUCAGAACUAAGCAGAGCUCAAUAACCCAGGGCUGUCCACCUCUAAACCAGCUGCCUGAGACGGAGAUGGAGAAUGACGGUGUUGUGGCCUGUGGCUUUUUGUCACAGAGGAAAAGGGAAAACGUCAGAAACUCUUUGGGAAGUGAAGGCCCUUUUCCGGAGCAAAAGGCUUGCGUUGACUGCUUUUUUGUGCUUUCAAGCAGAACACAGCUAAGGUUCGCCAUAGGGGAGGGAGAGAUUGGAUUGGAUUGUCGCUGCUCACUGCCUGUCGCUGCCCACUGCCACUGCUGCUGCUCACUGCUCAGUCAUUUGCUACUGCUCACUACUCAAGGGCUUGCUAGAGUUGCUGCUGCGUUGUUGCAGUUGCUGCUGAUUGAUGACUCCUUUCCCUGGAAGACCAUUCUAUGGUGGGAUCAUUCACUAGAACUGUUCUCUUGGGAUACAUACGACCUCCUCUUUGAUGGUUAUGUUUUGAGGAAUUACUGUAAUGCUGUGAGGACAUAUUCUUUUGCUGUGAAGAAUGAUUCUUCAAGGAAGAACUUCGUCUUUUGGCUACUGCCGGUGCUGCCACUGCCGUUUUGGAAAUCGGUCUUCUUACUAGUAUUGGAAAAUGCACUUAGGGAUGAACUAUUGGCAACAACAUUCUGUGCUGAAGCUCCUGCAAUUGUCGAUCUAUAUGGUGUUGAAGAUGUGGCUCAGGGAACUUGUUGCUAGAUAAUGGCUGAGAUUAACAGAAGGCACCUGGUUAAACUGAGAAGGAAUUGUACGUUCUGCUUGUUGCUGCAAUGGCAUGGACAGAGGGCAGGGGGCCGGGAGCGGGGAGACUAGAGCACAAGAGAUCAUAAAAGUAUCUAUUAAUAUAAUUAGGGGAAGAUCGAGGCAGGGGGGAGGGCGAGUUCUGAAAAUCUGUGUUACUGUUUUUUCAGUAUGAUUCUCAGAAAAAUAAAAUUCAAUUCAUGUU